Messenger RNA from Encephalitozoon romaleae SJ-2008, 525 nucleotides. RefSeq lists its product as hypothetical. The transcript has a single exon. NCBI's taxonomy places the organism in Eukaryota, Fungi, Microsporidia, Unikaryonidae. Bases 1 to 525 code for a protein of 174 amino acids. The record is from RefSeq and is a predicted model, not a curated record.
AUGAUAGAGACUGAAGUUUACAAGGACCUAGAGGAGAUACAAUGGGAGAUUGACAGGAAGUAUGAGGAGUUUUCAAAGAAGGAUUUUGAGUGCAAGCUAGACCAUCACAAGAUGAUCAAGCCGUUGCUUAUAAGGAGAGACCAGGCGAUUGCAAAGAUGGAUUCUGGAAGCUACUGGGGACGUGUGUUGGACAGGUACGAGAUUGGAGAAAUGAUACUUCCCAGGGACUCAAGCAACUUGAUCAACACGGGAUGGAUGAGAUCUCUGUCUGUUGACUAUCUUGAUGGAUAUGCAUACAGGGUUGAGAUGGAGGUGAAUGAGAAUGAGUUUGUGGCAAACAAGACCCUGAUGAAGAAGGCGUAUCUUCUGGAGGGGGAUGUGGAGAGAAGUGGAGUAAGGUGGAAAGGGAACCGAAAGUGCCCUGUGUUUGAGUUUUUCGACACAGACACUGUAGACCUUGAUAUCUUUGACAUCCUAUAUGAGGUUUAUGUCAACUCUGCCUCCUACUUCCUGAGGUCCACUUGA